AUGGAUCAAAGUGGAAGGGUAUGUGCUUCGUUUUCUAUUCCGCUCCUAGGGUCCACUAAAUCCUCGCAAAUCCCGAGUUGCGUCGCUCAGAUUUUGAUGACAUUACGGAUAAAUUCAGAUUAAAAUUUUUGCAGGAAUAUGCCAGGUUCUUAGGUUGUGCUUUGCAGAAACAAUCGAAAUUUUUAGGUCGAAAACUUCAAAAAUCGACCUAAAUAUUUCAAUGGUUUCUGCAAACGGCAAGCUAGAAAUCUCGCAUGUGCAUCAUUUUUUUACGAACUCAUCAUCACCAAAUCACAAGUGUUAUACACCGGUAAAAAGCUCUUGAAAAGUAGUACUAGAAACUACUCCAAAUUUUUGCAGAAAGCCUCAGGGCAAAAAGUUAUGAACCCUAUACGGAAAGGUAUUCUGCAAAAAUUUAAAAUGGGCUUUAGUACUACUUCUCAAGAGCUUUCCAACGGUGUACAAGACUUGUCAUUUAGCGAUGGUCAGUUUGUACAAUCCCUAGUUAGAAAAUUCACGUCUUAAUUUAUCCCAAAUUUUAUAUCAAAAUCGGUCAAUCGCAAAACGUUUGAGCCAAUUUCAAAUUUUCAUUCCAAAUCAUUUGGCUUUCCCAACAGAAAAUUAAUUUCUGUUUACAAAUAAAAAGACAAACGAAAGGUGAAGGAAUGAGCGAUAACAAUAAAAGCGGGGCUUCCCAUUAAUAUUACUUUUUAUUUAUUUUCGCUUUUUAGAUGUUCGAUUCCACUGAUGAUAUCAUGAUGACCUCCAACAUGACAUAUGUUAUUGGCAAUGCAUCCGUGAGUUCGGCUUUGAUUUUUAUUGCUUUUUGGUGGGAAAGGGAUUUUUUGAGAGAUUUUUUGGGCGAAAUAGAGCACAAUUGUGGGCCUCCAUGAAAAUAUAGGGACUUUUCUGGUCCUUAAGUUCCUAAAAGCGCCGGUUUGUUUCAAUAUCUCAUUAAUAAUGAUGACUUUUACCAAUAAUAUUCAUUUUUUCGCCAAAAAAAACACUCCCUAUCAUCUUUUACAUCCGAAUUCAGCCGUUCCAGUAAAAUUUUCUUCAAUUUUUAUUACUGUAACAAACAUUUUUCCAAUUUUUUAGCCAAAAAAUCAUUUCUGGGCUAUCAACUUUCAUGUUUCUCUCAAAUUCCCUCUCGUUCCAAACAUGUUAGCAUAGCAAAAAAUCACAUGUCAAAAGAGAUUUGGAAAGAAGAAACGUUCCAGUUAUAUCAUCUCUGUGCCACAAAAAGACCUUGGGCCCUGAGGGGUUAAAGUUGGAAAAAGCCCAAUUUUUUUCGAUUUUUUGUCCGUAGGAAACGUUUGCUGGCAUUCUUUUUGUUGUUAUGACUUUGGGAUGGGUCCAAGAUUUAGUACAGCUUUGAUUUGUGGGAUUUAUCGGGAUCUAAGGUUUUCGUGGUAGGACCCAAAAUUGAAAAAAAGUCCUGUAAUUGUGUUAAACAAUUAUUAUGACACUUGUAAAAUAUUGUGGGAUCAUUGCCAAGAUUUGAAAAUUUAUUUUUGCGACGAAAAAAUCAACUUUGUUUCGCAAAAUCAUCAAUUUUCCGACAAAAAAUUAAAAUUUUCGCAAACUUUGAUUAAAAAGCCCAUAAAAACCUUUGUUUUUUCAGGAUUUGGCCAAUUUCUGCGAUUUGGACUCCAGUCUAAUCGAAUUGGACAUCAGCAAUCACAAUUCGGGUAACUUUUUUUUAUUAUCCAUGAUAUUUCUCCCAAUUUUUUUCAUUUUUUCGCUCCCAUUCUUUUUUGAGCUCUCACAAACCACGCUCCCACUCUCCAUUCUAUUCAAAUUACACGCUGAUUUACAACUCGCAUCUUUUGAUCCGCUGCACAUGUGUAAUUUACGACCAUUCGCUGCAAUUUUCGUCCAUUUUCCGCUGCUUUUUUCUCCCAAAUCCAUCAAAAAACAGAUUUAGUUCGAAAAAAUCUCGAGUACUCGUAACAAUCGGUCAUUCUUUUGGGGGAACCGAAACGUUAUUUAUGCAUGGAGUGGAGCAAAAACAAACAAAUUCUCAAGUAGCACCAGAAAACCGAGGGAUUUUUUUACUUUUUGAAGGCUUUUGAGGAAAAAUGGCGCGGUUUAUGCGAUUUUUAGACGACCUAGCUAAAGUACAGGGGGUAAAAGAGCUAUAAAAAACAUAUAGGAGUUACCAAGUACCGUAUUUUACCAAAAAAAUCCUUUUUCUGCCAUUUCUUGCGGAAAAUUGUAAAAAAUCUCAUUAUUUCGAGAUUUUGAACAAUUUUCUGACCAACCUUGCCUUUUAAAACAGUCUAGCUAGGCUCUUCACUAUCUGAGCUACAUUCUAAAGUCCAUUCCCCAGUCUAAUAAACCCUGAUUUCAGUGAACUCGUCGAUUGUUCUUGAAAGACCCACCCUGGAUCCCUCAUUGUUGCCAAUAAUCGGCGACGACGAGCUCGAAACCCCGGUUGCAUACAAUAGAAACCUUGCCGAAUCACUACGGCAGAAAGAGGAAGCAAUGUUGAAGCAAAAAGAGGCGGAAAAGAAGUCGCCGAGCAAGCCCAGACAGCCGUUAUAUCCGGUAAGUCAUCAAAUUUUUCGGAUUUUUGCGAUUUUAGGGCAAACAUGUUGAUUUUACGCAAAAAAAAACUUGUAGUUUUCUAAUCAAAACAUACUUCAGAGUAAAAUACGUUGUACCUGCAAGAAAUAUUAAUUUUUGUAACAAAAAAUGUGAAAAAAAGGCUCUCGACCACGGCAGGAUUCGAACCUACAAUCUUCGGUUCCGUAGACCGACGCGUUAUCCAUUGCGCCACGCGGCCACAGUUCGAUUCCUCUUUGUUAUCAAGUCUUUUCCUUUGUUUUGAGAAAAGAUCGGCAAAAAGUGACCCAAACUUGAAACAAAGUCUCACAUAAUUCAAGUCAUUGUGCUAAUCAGAAUCUCAACCAUAGAAAAAAUAAUAAUAAUCAAUUCUAGGGCCCUCCAAAGAAUGCCGAAGUCAAGCCAGUCCAACCGAAGCCAAAGAAAAUGUCAAAACACGAGGAGAUCAUGUUGAGGAUAAAGCAAAGUAUCGCCGAAGAGAAGAAGACACCAAAAAAGGAGAUCAAAUCGAAAUUGGCGGAAACCUUGAAGAGUGCGCCCACUCCGAAAGCCGUUAGUCGAGGUAAGCCACCAAUAUCACAAAAAUUUCCUUCUCAGAACCCAGCGCCUUAAAGUCCAAAAAUCUCAAUGCCUCUAUACCGGUGAACAAUCGAGUAUUGGCCAGCAAACUACGAGUCCAAGCGGGCGGAACGCCAAUCAAGCCAAGAUGCCCUCCAGCGAAUUCUGCGGGUGCUGGAGUCGCGAAAUUCCGGAAUCUCCCGGCAAAAGAUGCGCCAAUUCAGACCAAAAAGUCCGUUUCUUCACACAAUUUGAAUAGCAAUUCGAACAAUUCUACUCAAUUGAAACGACAAUCACAACCAGUCCCAAUCACAAGGCCUACAGUAGAGAUCGAUGCGGAAAAAUUGCAAACUCCGGAGGAUUUUCACACCGAAUUUGAGCGGAUCAAGACGAUAACGUUGAGAAAUGCCCGAGGAUUCGACCAAGUCGCCAAAUUGUUCGAUCUAAUGGCCGGACAAGUAAGUUUACCAUAUAAUAAUAGCAAAAUUAUAUCGAAUAGGACUUAUACACAACAAUUAGAGGCCUAGAUCCAUUAUUUGGACUUUAUUUUCCCAAAAAAAGAUCUAUUUGCUAAAAUGGCAAUAAAGUUAGAUUAAUGGGGCCUAAAAUUGUUGGUUUACCAUUGAAAACGAAGUGGUAAACUUCAAUUUUCUCCAAGUUUGAGGGAAAAUGAGAUUCCUGAAGCGAUAUUUGAGCUGUAAACUUUGUUUUUGCAAGGUAAAAUAAAGAUUUUUUGAACCUUUAAGAUAAAUUAUCUAUCUCAAACUAACAUAAUAAGGCUUUUAGUAGCGAUAUCUAACCAAAAAAAGUUGUUUUAGACAUGAAUUCGACAAAAAUUAUAUUGCACAUGGCACCAAUUCCCAAUUAUGCCCCAAAUUUUCCUAAUUUUCACUCAGAAUGCUCAUAAUACCCUUCAUAGCGAGAUAGCACUCUUAUUCCUCAAUUUUAGCUAGCAGAACAUCAAAAAUCCAACGCCCGAAUCAGCGAAGAACUAAAUUCGGCAAACAAGGCAAACGAAAACUUGAAAAAAUGCAUGGACGAGUUCAUGGAGCAAAACCAGCGAGCUGUCGAGGAAUGUAAGUAAAUUUUGUGCAAUUUACUUGCUAGUUUUUUCUUCUCCAACAUUAUUCUUGACGUCUUUCGGGCUUUGUGGCAUUUUAGAGGUAAACUAUCCAAAAAAAAAUGGACGUGGGUGCCAAAAAAAGUUAAAACUGACCUUAUCCUAGCUUAACACCCUCUAAAGCUUGGACCAUGCAGUCUAAUUGACCCAUUUUGACUGCUGUUUCGCAUUUCUUACCCUAAAAAUCAAAGAAAACACAAAAAAUUGUGAUCUUACCUUGUUUUAUUCAUGAAAUUUUUGAAUUCCUUGGUAUUCUCGUUGAUAUUCUGCUAAACCUUGAAAACCUCAUGAACAAAUUGUAUUUCCAACCAGGUAGAUCGAGAAAACCGACAAGAUCUGUUGAAAAAAUUAUUUUUCUUGGGAAACGAAACAGCUGACCCAGAAUUGGAACCUUGAGUCAAGUUUUUCUCUCUUAUUACGGUAAGAGGUUCAAAUUCUCGGAAGUCAAAAUAAGUGCCAUACAGCUCUCAAACAACGCUUUUUUUCGAGUAUUUGUCAGAUUUCGCAUCCCAGGGAUCUAAUUUAGACAUUUAUUUCCAUCAAGUAUAACAUAAAUAAAAAAAAAAUAUAUUUUAAAAUACGAAUUCGUCGCUAGGUAACUGUCAAAUCACCGUCGAAAAGAACCUGAUUUCCUCAGAUUUCGAUUAGAUUCGGCUUAUGGGUUCCCAUCGCUUUGAUUCAUCGGGCGUUUCCAUCCUGAACGCCUCUCAUUUUACCAUAAAAAAACAGGCGUAAUAGAAAAGGUUAUGCAACAUUACCUGCCUUUUGAUCUGUAAGCCGUCUGGUUUCGGCCUGUGUAACGUAUUUUUGGAAAGGUGUUUGAACUCUAGAUAUUACUUUUGCCAUUUUUAAACAUUUUUUUGUCCUGCGGAUUUGAAGAUACCUGGUGUUUUCAAAUCGAUUAUUACAGUAUUCAAAGCCUUUCCCGAAUCUCCGAAUUUACCUUGAGGGCACUUUCCGAAAGCCUCUUUAAGAAUUUCGCGAAAUUUCCCCAUGAAAUUUCGGUUAGACCCCGCAGGGCGUGGAUCAGAUAAGAUGCGCGAAAAAAGUCGAGAUUUCCCUAAAACACAAUAAAAAUGGAAAUAAUGGAAUAAAGAAGCGUCAACGGCUCUUCAUUUCGUCUUUUUUUGGCAGGUCCGGUCGGGUUUCGGAGUUAGAAGUAGUUUUGAGUUUGAGGGUACCUCAGAAGUCAAGGUUUUGAAGAGAUCUUUACGCCGGGAGCUUUAGGUUUAAUUUUUAUGGUCAAAACGGAGUUUGCGGAUAUUUUAACCGGUGUAUUUUACAUCGAAAUAAUUUAAAACGACGUAUUUUACCUGUGCUCCCCUAAAGUUCCCUUUAUUUCCCUAAAAAUCAUCUUUUUUCCUGGUAUUUCGAUACUUAAUACGCCUCUCGCGAUGAUGUGCGAAAUCUGGGUUGAUUGGGCAUUAAAUGACCAAGAAAGGGGUGAUCUUUAUGACCGUCGUAAAAUAGUCACACUUCCAUUUUAAUUAACCGUAUUCUCCCACUUUUUACUGCUCUGAAAUAGGCAAUAAAUGAUAGAAGUUUUUGCGUUGUGCAGAAAAUUUUAUUUUAAAAAGUUUGUGUUAAAAAUGGAAGCCGACUUGUAAGAAACUGUAUUUCUAAAAGACUAAAUAUUUUGUUGUAAAGGUAUUUAAUUGCCUAAGGUUAUCUACGUGAAAUCCCUCGAAACUUUGACGUCGAUUCAGCGUUAUCUCCGAAACAUGCCAUAAAAUCGCGUUUUUUUUGAGUUUCAGUAAUUUCAAGUGUCGGAAGCGCCAAAAAAUCUGGGUUUAUUUGCCUCUAGAUGUUUAUUGAUUGGGCGAUUUUAUUUUCUGGGGAGAAAUUGGGGAUUUUUUUACAAAAACAAUAGGUCUGGUGAGUUCCAUGAAGUACGUAAACUCUUGGACAAGGGGUCUAGAAAUUUUUGGUGACCACUCUUUAUUUUAGUACAGGGUGUUUCAACAAAUAUUGCAGGAUAUACCAGACAUAACAAGCCUAAUUUCAUCCAUAGUUAUGAUGUCUGGGCUUUGUAAUGAGAUAUAAUUUGAAAAAAAAGACGUCGAAUGUCUCCGCCGAAAAAUAGUCUGUCCGCCGGCGUGAGAAAAAAUCCCUUUGCAUAUUCUAAAUUCGCUAAACUUCAGAUUUUAUAAUCAAUUUAAGCUUCCUGAAUACCUGCAAAGAGCACAAAGAUAUUCGCAAAAAACUUUCUGCAAUAUUUCUUGAAACACCCUGUAUUGCAGUCUAAUUUUUAUACAUACAUCGAACUCAACGGGUUAAUUUUUUGGUCCGUCGCGAUGCGUUUUACAGAGGUUUGUUUGUAGUAUAAUACUUGAUGAAAUCCAAUAUGCCCUACAAAAGUUUCAAUAGUUAUUUUUCGCGUGACAUUUUUUGAUGACUAAAAUAAUAUCCGUUUUUUUUCCAGAAGUUGACAUUUUUGGUCAAAAAAUCUCAAAAAUUCAAAUAACCCAUUGUCUUCCCAUAGCAUGUUCGUCAAGCCGCAAAUUGCCUUAAACUUGAACAAGAAGGCAGUUGGGAUCUAUGCCACCUCCAUGCUGCUGAUGGGCGCCGCCCUGGUGGGCUCGGUGUCAUGUUUUACGCACUCGGAAUGCCACAAAACCCAAGUCUUGCCUUUCUUUUCUUGCAUCGGAGCUGUUGUUGUGUUUGGAAUGACAUUCGCGAUUUUUACAGUGAACAAAAAUGCCGAGCAGCAGCUGCAGGAGAAGGUGGAGUAUUACGAGGAAAAGGUAGGGCGGUUUAUAUUAUAAUAAAUAAUGUGUACUAAUAUGUACGUCUGUUCACAAAGUCGUUGUAGUUAUUUUAGCGACAUGCACUAUGCGAAAACAAAGGCUUAUUUUGAAUUGUGCAAUUUCUUGCUUUUUGCACCGUGCAAUAGGCUUUUCGGGCUAUUGCUCGCAUCCUGAAUUUUUCUGCACAGUGCAAACGCCAAAAAUUACUACUGGUGUUUCCAUAAAGUGCGUGGACGUUUUUCGAUGUAUUUUUCUUCAUUUUACGCUGUGCAAUUGUUGUCGCGCGGCCAAAAUAAAGGCUUGAAAAAAAGCUUACCUCACGGCAACUUUUGAAUUGCACAUUGCAAAAGUGAAAAAGUGCUGUUCAAAAAAGCGUUCCAUAAAGUGCGUAGACUUUUUUUUGAGGCGCACGGUGAAUUUUUCUUUUUUUGCACAGUGCAAAAAGCUUUGCGACUAAAAGUCUACGCACUUUGUGGAACGACUACUGGUUUGUUCAUAAAGUCGCUGAAGUGAUUUUUGGCGCUUUUACUGUGCAAAAAAGUCGGAAAACUGCACAGUGCAAAGUGAACUGUUGUUUUUGCCCAGUGCAAUCGCCAAAAAUUACUCCAGUGACUUACAAACAAAAUAUUACAAAAAUGACUUGAAAAUAUCAUCAUUUUCAGCUGUCAGCACAAAAAGAUCAGCUUGAGGCUCGUGUAGCGUUGCUGGAAAAGCAACUGGCCGAAGAAAAAGAGGCCAAUCAAGUGACUCCAGUGGUCGCUUCGAACAAAGAAAACGUUUGCAAUGGCAAUUGCGAGAACGAAAUCGCCAGUCUCAACUAUGCUUUGGGACUGCAAAAAGAGAUUACAAAGACAAUUCGCAGUGAGAAAUGCGACCUAGAGCUCAAGUUGGAUGAUAUGCAAGUGCUGCGGAGCCAGUUGAGCUCCACAAAGAGUCAGUUGGACAGGGUCAACCAUGCGUUGGAGCAGCAGAAAUUGUAUAGCAAGUAAGCCGUUGCUGAUGAGAAAAAACGUAGCGAUUUUCAAUUAAAAAAUAAUCAAUGAAUAUCAAAUUUUUAUAGAGACCUAUUGAAUGAGUUCAACAAGUUGAACACGCGUGUAACAACCGCCGAGAGAGAAAAGAUUGAAUGCCAACAAAAGUAUGAUAUCUUGUUGUACAAGCUGGAGCAGCGUCAUCAAUUCGCAACCAGUGACCUGGCCACUUCAUUUGCGUCAUCGGACAGUGAACGGCCCAAGUCGGCUGAACAGAAGAGUCGUAAGUUUAUCCAAAGAAUUUCAAAAAAAGUACUAGUCCGUUCGCAAAAUCGAUGGAGUGAUUUUUGGCGUUUACAAUGUGCGAAAAAAGCCAGGGAUUUUUUUGGGCGAGUGACAGCCCAAAAAAUCUGUUGCACGGUGCAAAAAGCAUGAAAUUGCACAGUGCAAAGUGAACUUUUGUUUUCGCACAGUGCAUGUCGCCGAAAUGAUUCUGGCGACUUCCUGAACUGACUAGUAAAGCAGAAACUCUGUAAAACGUUUCGUCAGUGACUCAAAUAUUUAUUUUUUAUCAGUCUGUCGGGAAAAUAACGGCUGGUCGUCGCAGCAAAAUAUCUCACCGCUAACGCGUACCGAAUCCCCAGCCGCGGCUUGCUGUCGCAAAGCGUUGAUGGGUGAUUUCAAGGCAGAUCUCAAAAAUGUUCGUUCAGUCUGUCGGGAAAAUAAUGAACACCCUGUUGCAUCGCGAAUCGCAUUGCCGCCCAGAAAAUAAAUUUUGUCGCGGCAAAAUCAAAUUGCUUUUCACUUCAGUGACGCGAUCGGCGCAGCGACAUUAUAAUCAUUAUUUUCCCGACAGACUGAAAGAGAAAGCUUAUUUUAAGGAAGUUUGUUAUAAGAGGUUGUAUCAGAAUUUUUUAAUUUUCACGGUGGUGAAGGUUUCGUAUUUUAAAACUCGCUUAUUAUCUUUUUUUUCAGCCGGUGGAAUAAUGUCGACAUCCCGGCUUUUCUCCACUGUUGCCCGAAAGCACAAGCCCAAAGACAACGGCGACGAAAUUUUCGACGCUUCGGGGCUUGUUCAGUUCGAUGAGUCUAACGGAUAUGUGGAUGAAGGUCACUCCGAGAACGAGCAUUACACUGACAAUGAAUAUGAGUGUCACGAAAAUGGACAUGAGGUUGAAAAUAUCGAAGAAAUCCAGGAAAGAUUGUCCGAAAAUGACGUCAUAACUCCUGUUAAUGAAGUGGCCGAGCCAGUGCAGUAA
This is a messenger RNA of Bursaphelenchus xylophilus (pine wood nematode), 9223 nucleotides long. NCBI's taxonomy places the organism in Eukaryota, Metazoa, Nematoda, Chromadorea, Rhabditida, Aphelenchoididae. The record is from the annotation of a GenBank genome assembly.